Trichophyton rubrum CBS 118892 is the source of this 2326-nucleotide messenger RNA. RefSeq lists its product as uncharacterized. Bases 152 to 970 code for a protein of 272 amino acids. The transcript has a single exon. The record is from RefSeq and is a predicted model, not a curated record. Lineage: Eukaryota; Fungi; Ascomycota; Eurotiomycetes; Onygenales; Arthrodermataceae.
CGGGCAAGACAGACUGGGUUCGAGAUGUCGCCGACGAAAAAGGCAGCGUUAUGGAAGCUGUCGAAAAGAGUGGGGUGAAGCCUGUAAAUGGAGUAUGUGUCUAUACACCGUAGGACAGAGGCAAUAUACCAUGACGUGCUAAUACGGCCAUAUGAUGCAGACGCUCAAACUAUCCGCCUCUAAUAUGCCGGUACCAGAUGAAUACCAUAUGUAUCCUGAGGGGGAACAGCCGACAACAGCCUUGAUAUUACCUGCAUUCACAAUAGUGGAGAAUGUCACACCCGCGCUUGCGCCAGACCUAAUUUACCACUUCGUCGAUAAGGCUGCCACAACGACCACACCGCUGAAUCAACCGCCAUUACCGAACAGCACUCCCGUGGUAGAUACAACAGGACCAAUUGAAGGCGCAAAAUCAGGAAGUCAGUCCCCGUCUAUAAGUGGGAGAAACGCAGAGGGAGAUCAUGAUGUGUCUGCUGCUGCUAAGAUUCCCACACCUCUUCUUUCUCGCCCCUGUCCACAUUCAGCGGUGAUACUGCUCUGUUCACAGCGUACCCGCGAUGCACGAUGCGGCCAGUCAGCUCCCCUCUUGAGGCGUGAGUUUGAACGCCACUUACGUCCACUGGGCUUGUACCGGGAUCUUCACGACGAAAGACCAGGCGGGGUAGGUAUAUACUUCAUCUCGCAUGUGGGAGGACACAAAUACUCCGCCAACGUGAUGGUCUAUCGGAGGAGAGAUUUUCAGUGGUAUAUAAAAGAAGCGCAGAAGAAAGGCCAGGGAGACUACGACGAUCGCGGCGAUGGUCUUGAUGGUGGUAGCGAGGGCGCCGUUCAGGGCAUAUGGCUUGCCAGAAUCCGCCCAGAAGACUGCGAAGGUAUCAUCAAGUACACUGUGCUCAAGGGCAAGGUUGUUAAACCUGAUACACAACUGAGGGGAGGUUUUGAUCGAGAACGGGGGCUAAUCAGCUGGUGAAGAGCAUAUAUGUGGUGAGUUCAUUGGUGAAUACAACUGGUCAAGUGAAAAAUCGCAACGUAUAUCCUGACCUCCUUUCUUAUUCCAUGGCUAGCUCUUUUCUGAUUGUCAGUCAAUCCUGUUCCUGUUCGAUGAGUUGCUCGUCUGGCCCGGUCUAUCUCAGCAGGCUGUAGGGUGGCUACUCUGCCUUUCUCUGUCUUGUUGUUUUUUCAUUCCUUUUUUUCAAUCUGGUCCCCGUUUGUACAGUUCUUUCUGUUCAAUCGGGUGUAACCUCCGUAUACAUCUAUUGGUUAAUGUAGCACUCCGGCCUCGAUAGGGCAAGCUAUUUUGAACCACCGACUCUGCCGUGUUUUUCCAGUUUUGGGCUUGCCUUGCAUAUUUAGCAGCUGGUGCAGUGUAACAUACAACGUCCAAGCUACGAUCGAUGGCUAUUAAACAGGCAGACAAGUUGGCAUGGCGUGUAACGGCAGAGACGGUCCAAGGUCAAAGGAACUUCCAGGCGGCACAUCCUUGUGGCUGAGAGGCGUGUAGGCCGAGGCUAUCAAAGUAUGCACUGCAAGGGUAUACAGAGCAUCUAUAGGACAUAUCGAUGUACAUAACUAUAACCCCUAAGAGAAACUGGGUUCAUACGGUUCGUGCAACGUUCAUUUCAAAGGUAGCACUGAUACGCAGUGGUAUCGGCGGAGAGCCAUGUAUGAAAUAGAUAUAGGGGUGCUUUUCACCGGUUCAUCCUGGUAUCAAAGAGAGACUCCUCCGAUGUAUGUUGUAUGUUGUACCUUGCAACCUGAUACAGAAGAUAAUCUGAUAACUAGAAGGGAGACAGAGCAGUCAGCACCAGGGUGUGUGGCAUGUAUGUGCGCGUGCUACCUGGCACCAUCGAAGCUGUCUGGCCUAUCAUGUUACACUGCUUUUGGCUGUGAGACCACGUAAGUCGAGUGUUGCGGCGUGGACUGGCUGGAGAGACGGACAGGAGGUGGCCGAGACGGUUGGGCAAAGGGAGGGGCGCGGGCCUUUUUCUUAUGUUUAUGAGUGAUCAUAUGCAUAGAACUGUCGGCCGUCUUCCUUUCGAGAACGGGAGAUCGAUCAACCUUAACUGGGAGCGCAGAGUGGUCGCAGUGGUCGCAUCAAAAUAUAAUAUAACGCAAAAAAGCAAAGGAUAGUAGCAUGGAAGAAACGUACAUUGUCUAACGUCUCACCUGGUGGGAAGAGGCAUGACAUCAAGCAGUCAAAUUUCAUGCUGGCUAUGCUAUGCUAAGUAAUGGAAUAUGUGUCUUGCAAGGAUAUAUGACCGCUUGUAAGUCCAAUUAAUUUCCCAUUUAUUCGAAAAGUCUCUCCGUAUAAACAUUUUUAAAAAGG